Molecule: messenger RNA, 1152 nt
Organism: Aspergillus mulundensis
Lineage: Eukaryota; Fungi; Ascomycota; Eurotiomycetes; Eurotiales; Aspergillaceae
Product: epoxide hydrolase family protein
Exons: 8
Coding region: 1-1152 (383 amino acids)
Biological process (GO): epoxide metabolic process
Molecular function (GO): epoxide hydrolase activity
Source: RefSeq, a predicted model, not a curated record
AUGACUUCUCCCUUUACAAAGCUUCCUUCCACUGCGUCCAUCACACCAUCCUCCUUCCGUGUUGCGGUUCCUGAUGAGCAACUCUCGGAAUUCAAGACUUUGGUCAGGCUCUCUAAGAUUGCUCCCCAGACUUACGAGAAUCUCCAAGAAGACCGUCAGUAUGGGGUCACUCAUGAAUGGAUGUCUACAAUGAAAGAAGAGUGGGUGAACCGCUUCGACUGGCGAGCCGUUGAAGAGCAAGUUAAUUGCUUCCCUCAGUACACGACUGAGAUCGAGGGCUUGACGAUUCAUUUUGCAGCUCUGUUCUCGGAGAAAACAGAUGCAAUUCCUAUUGUGUUACUUCAUGGUUGGCCUGGGAGCUAUUUCGAAUUCCUUCCGCUGCUUCAACUCUUCAAGGAUGAGUACUCUCCUAGCACUCUGCCAUAUCAUUUGAUUGUCCCGUCAUUGCCCGGUUACGCCUUUUCUUCCGGGCCGCCGCUCGACAAGAACUUUACCGUCGCGGACGCAACCCGCGUAGUUGAUCAACUGAUGCAGGGUCUCGGCUUUGCUAGUGGAUAUGUAGCGCAGGGAGGCGAUAUCGGAAGCGUAGUUGCAAGACUCCUAGCUGUACAGCACAGCAGCUGUAAAGCGACUCACCUGAACUUUUGCCCUCUGCUCAGCCGUCCAGAAGGUGUCUCGGAUGAAGGUCAGAGUGAGCUGGAGAAGCGUGGGCACGACCGUCACCAGUGGUUUCUCACCGAGGGCAGGGCAUACGCAGAAGAGCAUGGCACUAAGCCAGCUACAAUCGGAGAAAAAUGUCUCGACUGGCCAGAUAUUCCCUUGUCCAAGCACAAGAUCCUAGAAUUGGUUACUCUUUACUGGUUCACCGAGUCCUUCCCAAGGGCGAUCUAUCCUUACCGCCAGAGUAACCCAACCCGGCCCACUUCAAACCCUAUGUUGAACGAGCUCUACAUCCACAAACCACUUGGUUUUUCGUAUUACCCUAAGGAGCUGAUGCCUACUCCAAAGUCUUGGGUGGAAAAGACGGGUAAUCUGGUUUACUACAAGCAGCACUCUGAGGGAGGGCACUUCGCAGCAUUAGAACUGCCCGAGAAAUUUAAGGAGGACCUGAUGGAAUUUGUGGCGCAGGUUUGGCCUGGCACUUCGAAGUAG